GUCAGCACAGAGCCUGACGCAGGGCUCAAACUCACGAACUGCGAGAUCAUGACCUGAGCUGAAUGCUUAACCUUAAGACUGAGCUAGCUACCCAGGCGCCCCAAUAAAAGUACAGUUGGUUUUUAUAUAGUGACCUGAUGUUCAGUUAACCCUGUCAAAUUCACUUGUUAAUUCUAAGAGUUUACCUGUGGUUUCUUUUGUUUGUGUGUUUAUUUUUUAUAUAUAGAAUCGUGUCAUCUGAAAAUGACAGUUUUAGCUUUUCCUAGGUCUGUUGAUCUGUUGGUGACUGUAGCAUUUUCAGUUUUACUUUGAGUCUGAGAUACUCGAUGCAGAAAUUUCUCAUGUUUGCAUCGUCUGAGCAGACAACAGAGAAUCGCUCAAAACUACAGGAAAGCCUUUACUUCCAUAGGCAUGGAAAACCAUUUGGUACCAGUGAUAAAACUGCAGCCAUUUAAAAAAAAGUCUGGAAUACCCCGGAUAUCCAGGUGAAGGCUCCGUUCUGUAUUCAAUAAAAGCGCAUUUCCAGAUGUCUUUAGAAGGAUGAGAUGAGAUAGAACCUCUGAUCGUCUCAAUGACUCCUUCGUGCGGUGAUGUUUAUUGGUUCUCGUUCAGAAACGAUUUGAGAGCUGGAGAAUUUGUGAGUUCCAAAACAGACUUGGAAAAACCCAGGCAUAGCCUAAGGAUACCUGAACUUUUUGUUGAAAGCGCGUGGUCACCCAAAGGCCAGGAGUAAAGACACGGAGUGUGGAAUUCAAAGAGGGAGUUAAUGGGGGGGGGGUGGGGGGGGUCCGAAUCGCAAACUUCCUGAGCCAUUAUUGGCGACAGCGGGGCGGCCAGCAGCAGCGAUUCUCUCCUGUUUCAGAGACUCUCAGAAGAUCCCACGUAACAUGAGCUGAAACCUGGAAGCUCAUUCCCUUGGCUUACUUAAUAGUUCGGAGCAUAAGUACACUGUCCAGGGCUGAUAUGGGGGCUCCUGGAUACUGGGGCCCUCAUCUCCUGCCUGUCCUUAGGUGGCUUUCAUCUGCCCAUCGCGUCGUACUCGAGCACCACACGCCAGCUCGGGAGAAGGGGGGACGGGGCAGCAGAGGGUACGCCUCCUCCCUUCACCGCACGAUUCAGAAGCAGCACACAUCAGUCGGGCUCGUGUCCUGUUGAUCGGACUGUAUUCUAGCGGCAGAGGAGGUUGGGAAGUGUAUCCGCUUGGGGAAGCCAAAUGUCCAGCUAACGUCGGGGGUUCUGUUGCUCAAAGAAGAGGAGGGAUGUCGGAGGAUGACUGCCAUUUUCUGCCUCACCCCUCCCGCUGAAUUCUCAGAAAGACCCCUGGCCGUGUCACUCACUUUGGAGGCGUACCGGGGGCGAGUGCUGAGAUGCGCCCGGAGGACCCGCUGGCGUGCAGGUUGGCUGGUCCACACUGUAACGAGAAUACACAGCGGUGCCUCUGGAGUCACGUGUGCUGUGAAAUCGUCAGCCCUGACACCACACCCCAGACGUCCUGAGGGAAAUGGAUUGCCAAAUAGAUGCUACUCUUAAGGGUCUUAAGAAACUGGCGAAGCUGCUGCUCUGUGGCACUGAGCUGGUGACAAAUAUCCAGGUGGCCGCGGAUAUCAGGGAGAUCCACAGGAGAGUGGAAGAAGGGGAGAUAAGGCGUCAGAGACUUGAAAAGCUGGAGAACGAAGUCAAGAGCAGCCAGGACAAAUUUGAUGAAAUCACCAUGAAGUGGGAGGAGGGCAAACGGAAGAGAAUUCCCCAGGACCUGUGGGACAUGCUCAACACCCAGCAGGUGCACUGCGCUGGGCUGAUAGAAGACAAGAACAAGCUUAUCAGCGAGUUACAGCAGGAGUUAAAAACAAAAGAUGACCAGUAUGUGAAGGAUUUGAAGAAGCAGUCAGAUGACAUCUGCCUGCUCCUGGAGAGGAUGGAAGAGCAAGUGAGGAAUGUGAUGAAAACCUUCCGUCAGGAGCUCAAUUCCAUUGAGAAAGCAUUUGAGGCGGAACGACGAGAACUGCUGACCAGUAAUAAGAAGAAAUGGGAGCGGGCCCUGCAGGCUCACAACGCCAAAGAGCUGGAGUAUCUUCUGAGCCGCAUCAAGAAGGUAGAGGACUAUGAGAAGCAGCUGAACAAGCAGCGGGUGUGGGACUGCGAAGAGUACAACACGAUCAAGAUCAAGUUGGAGCAGGACGUGCAGAUUCUUGAGCAACAGCUUCAGCAGAUGAAAGCAACCUACCAGCUAAACCAAGAGAAGUUGGAGUACAACUUCCAAGUGCUGAAGAAGAGAGACGAAGAGAGUGUGGUGAUCAAAUCCCAGCAGAAGAGGAAGAUCAGUCGCCUGCAUGAUAUACUUAACAACCUGAGAUCAAAAUACACCAGGCAGAUCAGACAGUUUGAGGAGGAGAACCAGUCACUAACCUCCGACUACAUACGCCUGGUGACGCAGUUCAAGGAGCUACAGAAAGCCAUGAGGCAUUUUGCUCUUCUUGAUGACAAGCGGUUUCGAGAGAUUUGGUUGAUGAAUGAAGAAGAGGCAAAGGAUCUGAUAAGCAAAGCCUUUGAUGUGGACAGGAUCAUCCACACCCAGCAUCUGGGGCUCCCCUGGACCGCACCUGAUUUCUGGUUCCUGAGGAAUGUGGGACCUAUAUCUCAGCAGCAGCAGAGGUCUGCUACACAGAUAUUAGAAGAAGUGCUCAUUCAAACAGAAGAGGAGGGGAUGGAGGAGGCCACCUCAGAAACAGAGUCUUACCUCGACCUGCCAAAGCAAGUUUCCAUGAAAACAACCAGAAAGAUCCUGAUGCUCCUGUGUGACGAGUCGGGUUUCCUCAUAGAGAGCAAGCUGCUGAACCUUCUCCGUCCCCUGGAGAAGAGCGAGUGCUAUCUGCUCAAGUUGGACGCCAUCUUCUCAGCCCUUGGGAUUGAAAGUGAGGACGACUUGUACAAACUGGUGAACUUCUUCCUCAAAUACCGAGUUCAUCAUUCACCCUCCAGUCAGGAGCGAACAAGCCCGAUGUCGGCCCUGGACCCAGGAGAGCAGACAGACCUCGAGAGACAGAAGGAGGGAAGCCUUGUGGGAGGGGAGCCAGAAGAGAAGGAGGUCCCCCCUUCUCCCACGCUCAUCCACCCCAACGACGUCCUCAAGAUCCUGGAGGCCUUUGUCAUGGGUCUGAGGAAGCCCAGGGACCCCCCGGCCCCAGUGAAGGUGGUGAAGUAUGUGCGAGAUACCUCGAAGGACUCUGCGUAUUGGGAGGCCCUGGCCACGGUUCUCCCUUACGCCACGCAGAACCUCUGGGACGCUCUGUACACGGCCUUGGAGAAAUACCACCUCGUCCUGACGCAGAGGGCCAAGCUGCUGAUAGAAAACAACUCCCUGGAGAAGCAGAACACAGAGCUCCAGAUGCUGCUUCAGCAGUAUCUGGAUUCCAAGAUAAACUCUGAAUUGCAUGUCCCACCAACUCAGGUGUUACGGGCGCCCACCAAAUAGAGCCGGACCUCCAAAGGCUGCUGUUACGGUGUAUGCGGGUGCCGGGGCUGGCACGUUUCACCUGGGGAGCUGCCUGGGACUACUCUGGAUUUUCCAGAGCUACUGGGAUAGGGCCUGUCCAAAUAAGGCCACGGCAGGGGUUACCUGUAUCCUGUAGUCGUGAUUAAUUAAAGUCUUUAAAAGGUUG
Molecule: messenger RNA, 3659 nt
Organism: Lynx canadensis (Canada lynx)
Lineage: Eukaryota; Metazoa; Chordata; Mammalia; Carnivora; Felidae
Gene: DRC1
Product: dynein regulatory complex subunit 1
Exons: 16
Coding region: 1502-3472 (656 amino acids)
Biological process (GO): axonemal dynein complex assembly; cilium-dependent cell motility; regulation of cilium movement
Cellular component (GO): axonemal dynein complex; axoneme
Source: RefSeq, a predicted model, not a curated record